Numida meleagris (helmeted guineafowl) is the source of this 4189-nucleotide messenger RNA. It is a transcript of the gene INPP5K, whose product is annotated as inositol polyphosphate-5-phosphatase K. The record is from RefSeq and is a predicted model, not a curated record. NCBI's taxonomy places the organism in Eukaryota, Metazoa, Chordata, Aves, Galliformes, Numididae. Gene Ontology annotation, biological process: negative regulation of peptidyl-serine phosphorylation; negative regulation of glycogen biosynthetic process; negative regulation of insulin receptor signaling pathway. Gene Ontology annotation, molecular function: inositol bisphosphate phosphatase activity; phosphatidylinositol-4,5-bisphosphate 5-phosphatase activity; phosphatidylinositol-3,4,5-trisphosphate 5-phosphatase activity. The transcript has 12 exons. The coding region runs from base 150 to 1544 and encodes 464 amino acids. Gene Ontology annotation, cellular component: plasma membrane; ruffle; cytoplasm.
CCCCUCCCCGUCACGCGGGCCAAUGGGCGCCAAGGGGAGCGCUGAGGCAGCGGGGCGGCGGCGGACGCCCCGCGUUGGGCCGGGGGAGGCCGGCGGCUUCCCGGUACCCCUCGGAGCGCUUCCCGACCGGAUCCCUGGCGGCGGCGGGCAUGGAACCUUCGGGCCCGGCACAGCGCGACGCUGUGAGAGAACUGAGACUGCAUUUAGUGACCUGGAAUGUGGGCACAGCUUCUCCACCUCCUGAUGUCACCAGUUUACUUCAGCUCGACUCACUGAGCCCAACUAUGGAUAUGUAUGUUAUAGGCUUACAGGAAGUGAACUCAAGGAUCACAAAUUUUCUGUCUGACUUGGCUUUUGAUGAUCCAUGGAGCAUUUUUUUCAUGACUGUGCUGUCUCCAUUGGGAUAUAUCAAGCUCUCCUCCGUCCGCAUGCAGGGAUUACUGCUCCUGAUCUUUGUGAAACAUGCCCAUCUUCCUUUCAUACGGGAUGUUCAUACCCACUACACACGCACGGGCCUAUAUGGAUACUGGGGGAACAAAGGAGGAGUCACCAUUCGCAUGUCCCUCUAUGGCCAUACAGUUUGUUUCAUAAACUGCCACUUGCCAGCACACAUGGAGAACACAGAGCAGCGGCUGGAUGACUUCGAGAAGAUUCUGGAAAUGCAGUUUGAAGAAGAGAGUAUUCCAAGUACAUUGGAUCAUGAUGUUCUCUUCUGGUUUGGAGACCUGAACUUCCGAAUAGCAGAUUAUGGCAUCCAUUUUGUCCGAGAAUCCAUCAAUAACAAGCGAUACAGUCUGCUGUGGGAGAAGGACCAGUUAAAUAUGGCAAAAAAGAAGGAAGCAUUUCUUCAGGAUUUCAUAGAGGGUCCUCUGCAGUUUAAACCCACCUACAAGUUUGACCUUCAUUCAGAUGUAUACGAUACAAGUGAGAAGAAAAGGAAGCCAGCAUGGACUGAUAGAAUUCUUUGGAGAGUGAAAAGUCUCUGCCAGCAUGCAUCAAAAGAAGAUGAAUCCUCUGAAGAAGAACAGACCAUUUCUGUUACAUUAAAUAACUAUAUUAGUCACAUGAGCUAUGGCAUCAGUGAUCACAAACCUGUUACAGGAACUUUUGGGCUUGAGUUGAAGCCUCUUCUGUCAGAUCCUUUGGUCACGCUGAGUCCUGAGGGUGAGUGGAGUGCGGAACACGAUGUUGUGAUCAGCUAUUCUGCAGUGCCUGGAUUCCCAAGCAGCGCUUGGGACUGGAUUGGACUCUUCAAGGUGACUUUCAGGCAUGCGAAUGACUACGUUACUUAUGCUUGGGUAGAAGAUGAUGAAAUUUCUUCUAACAAAGACAGUAAACAAGUUUACAUGAGUGCUGCAGAAAUACCUGAUAUGGGAGGAGAAUUUUUGCUUUGUUAUUACAGCAAUAAUUUGCAGUCAAUAGUUGGCAUCAGCCAGCCUUUCCAGAUUCAGCCAAACAGAACAUUAAUAGAAAAGGAUCUGGCCCAGGAAGAGAACGCUUGGAUGCAAAAACCUGGCAAUCUAGAAUCACAUAAUGAGUUCUGAAGUCAGAAGGGACAUUUAGUGGUCCUGAUUCAGGAGUCAGAUGAUUCUUUGUCUUAUUGAUUAUAAGCUUUUACUCUUAGAAGAUGGAGUAAUACAGUGCAAAUAAGACAGGUAGGGCUGUUUGAAAACCAUAAGCUCAUAGAAGAGAAUGAAUUGUGGAUGCAGAUAUUUUUACUGUUACAGUGAAAGUAACUCUUGCAGUGAAUAGGAACUGUAAAAAUAGCACCCAGUGAAUGCUGUGUGAUUGAAGAUGUUUUUAAUCCAGUGACUUAUCCUAAGCAAGUUGCAUUCUGUAAUAGGUUUUUAGGCCUAUUCCUUUUCAUUUUUCUAGAGGAUAUUUUAUUUACAAUAUAAUAUAUUCACUAAGCUGUAACUGCUUAAUCACUCAUUUCCAAUUUUUGAGUUGAAAAGAAGUUAUUUAAAAAUUAUUUAUUAGAUACAGCUGGCUAGUUUAUUUUAAAUUUUUAUUUGACUUUUAAAUGUUAAACUAAUUACCUUUUGGGAAACACAUGUGGUAACAAGUCAUACAGAAACUCAGAAUUUGGAGUAUGUACAUUUUCCUUCUGUAGUAGAUCCCUCUGCUUUAUGCCUUACUGAUACUGGGGUUUUACAUUUUAAAUUUUUCCAGAUUCAGUUGCAUUUAUGGAAACACACUUUUUGUGUGGGUUUGUUCUUGAGGGGGCAGUUAUUCUUUUACAAAAUAGUUCAGCAAUUUGCCUGUUCCUUUUCUCCCUCUGAUUUAAAAAGGCGACGUAAUAAUACUUUUAUAGUUGUCCCUGGCUCAGAAUUAACAGGUUCCCAAAAUUUCUGAAAGAAAUUGCUUCAGUUGAGAAAUGCUUUAGUAAAGAUGAACAGACCAUGGUUCAUGAAGCACUUGUUGGCAAAGAGCUGGUGAACAUGAUACUAACCAUGACUCUUCUUUGCUGCCACAUAUUUGGAUAGCUAAAGUUGUAUUUCGGUUCUUCCCUGAUAUUAUUGUGACACAUUUUUGCUACACAUACUACAGAGAUUACAUGAAUUGUAAAUGGGAAACUUCAGUGGGACAAGUUCUUUCUUAUGGCAUAAUCUGUGCUGGCAAAAAUUGUUAAACUCUGAAUUAUAGCAGUCAGGCUGCAAAAUUGGUUUUCUUAUUGGUGCUUUGACUUGAAUGUAUCCUGUGCACUUAAGGGUGGAAACAGAAUAAAAAAGACCAAGUACUUUUAAGAACCUGCCAAGUAGCUAGCUUUUAGAAAUGGUUUUGUUUGUUGAUGAGGAAAGAGGGAUCUUUGGAAAGGAUAGAAGGCACACCAACAUUCCACAGAAUCUCAGACUGUAGUGACGGAAAAGAGCAUUUGUUAGUCUCUCAUUUUCUGGAUACACAGCUUUAAGCUACCUGCUGUGUAUGGUAAGUAACAUUAGCUACUAAUUGCUGUCUUAAUAGUUGUGGGUGGAAAAGAGUAAAUUCAGUUCAAAUGGAACAGUGAAGCAAAGGAUGCUGGUGUGUGUAUUUUGGAAUAUUGCUUUAGAACUGAAUGGAUUCUAUUUUACCCUUUUUCUUAAAAGUCUUAGUUCUUUUUGUUAGGAUUCUUUUGAGAAAGGAAAUGAACACCUUGGUGUGAAAUUUCCUUUGCAAUUGCUUCCUUCUGUUAUUCACUGUAUAAAAUCUGCUAUCCCGGAGUCUUUCUAUGCUUUGGAAACUGUAAGAUGAGUAAACAAGCUAGAUAGUUGUAGUUUGGGGCUUAAGAGCACCUAGCCUCUGUAAAUUGUAGUUGCAUCUCAGUGUAAUGCUUGGUAUUGGAAACUAUUUCCAGUUGUAAGUGAUGAGGGCAGGUUCAGAAGAUACUGUGUUCAUUGCAUGGAUUACAACUGCCUUGAGGUUUACAGUUUGUACAUUCCUGUUACACUUUGGAACAAUGUUAGAAACCAUUUUCACGUUUGUAGCAGUUUUAAAAGAAUAUUUUGCACUGGAUCUUUCAAAUACGCGACUUUUCACGGCAAGUACAGCAUCAGACAAAUCCCUCCUGAAGUGCAAAUAAGUUGCAGGUUUUGAGUUGAUACUCUGUUUCUGAUUUUUUUUUUCUUGUGUAACCAUAAUACGGAGACUCUAUGCAAAGAGAAUCCCGUGGAGAGCUCGAAGAACUGUGGUCUUUGAAUUCCAGGCCGCAGCUGGUGAUUUAUUGUGGACCAAGAUCCAGUUUCUUCUAAGCAGGGUGCAUCUGCCAUUCAUGAGCAGCACAGAGGGGGAGCCCUGCAGCCGCUUUACAUGGGCGAGAAACCCAAGCUCCUUAAUGUUGUAUGAGAGCUGGUAACUCUCAGUCACUGGAGAGAGAGAAGCUGCAUUUUGUAAACUAAUCCUUUGCACCACAGGACUUCACUGGGAAUGCCCGCAGCUGCUGUGAUUGAAGCCGCUUGUGUGUUAGUAGGAUGCUGCACAGAACUGUACACUUCUUUCUUAAGUAUUGUGCACACAGUAGCAGUUUUGUUUACUACUGUUACCUAUGGUCGCUUUUCAGACUAUUCCAUGACCUGUAAUGAUGCAAUUUCUAGUGAAAUUUAUCUUUUUUUAAAGCACCUUUGAUUGGAUGUUACGACCACUGGAAACGUUUUUAUACUCAUGUGUUUUCUUUUCAUGUACGACUAAAAUAAAUCCUGGCAGUGAAAUGUUC